UGAUUGAAAAUGAAGAUGAGUGCAUGCUUUUUCUUUCUGAUUCGGAAAGUGAACAUGAAAACGAUGUGGGUACCAACAGAAUGACCCUUUCAGGUGACAACAUGCAAGGUAUAUCAUCUGAGGAAAAUAAUAAACUGGACAAAAAGGAAGAUAAAACUCCUAUCAUAAUUUCCAUGCCUGAAACCUUAUCUUGUAGCUUAAAGACAGUAGAAGAAGAACAAGGAAAAAUAGAACUUGAUAAAAGCACUAAACUUGAGACUUCACCAGUAACGCCUGGAACUGGUUCUUUGGAAAAUAAUUUUGAACCUCCAAGCUCGGAAAGUGCAGAAGAUUCAGGUAAAUCACAAAGCCCCAUAAACCAACACAUCUUAACACAGACUGGUUCCAAUGAGUCACAGCAAACACACUCCAAAGGUUUUGAAACACCCAUUUCGAAACUUUCAACUGCUAAAAGAAUGUCCACACGAAAAAAGAGGAUGUCAGUUGAGGAACACGAGCCUUCGCAAACCGUGAGAAGCACAAGGUCCAGGACUAGUAAAACCAACAUUGAUGGCACCAUCUCUGAGUCAUCAGUUGAGAUUAUGAAAACACAAAAAAGUGGAUCUUCAGAAUCUACAAGUUUGAUAGAAAAAACCAAAAGUCCUGGUGCUACAGCCAAGGGUUCCAGACUAACUAUGGAAGAAGUAAAAGAACAUGAAAGUACUAGGCUAGAGGAGGAGGAGGAUUCUCCCAAGACAAGAAGCAGAGUUUCGAGUCAGGAGCAAAGAGAGAUGUUAGUGUCUCCAGUGAAGAUUGCUCAGGAGAGCUCUUCUCAACUUGAUAUUAAGAAAGAACAUAUUUUGGACAGUCUUUCAACUACUCCUCUUACCACUAGUACCCCAGGUGUUGUCACAAGAGCAGAAAGGAGAAGACGAGAGUCUACAACAUCAGAAGACUCUGAAAGAUAUGAUCCAAGUGGAUACACUAAGUUCACAUUUACUGAACCAACUGUGCCUGAAGAAAGGGAAGUUCUAGACCUUCCACCAUUUGAUACUUCAAAAACAAGUGCCAUGUCUUUCAUUUUCUCUCCACCAAUUACGAGAUCCCGCACUCGACGUAGAAGAUCAGAAGACAUUGGUUCUGAUGUAGAGUCAUAUACACCUCCAAGACGACAAUUUAGAGACCCUUUGUUAAGUGACUCUCCAACCUCAGUCACUUCAACUGAUUUGGACAUGGUAUCAGAAACUCAGGCUGUAGUCAUAACUACAAAAACCAAAGAAACAAAACCAAAACCUAGGUCAAAAAAGGGCAAACCACCUGCUCACAGCAUUAUUAAUUUGAUAUCACCUGUGCCAGAAGAAUCAUCUACGGCAGUGGCUUCUAGUUCUCGAGGCCUAAAGAAGACAGGAACUCAAGCUAAACAUACCAUGACACUAAGAAAAGCUAAGUUACAGUCACGCCGUAGAGUGAAACUUUGACUAAACAUGGACUUUAUGUAGUCAGAAAUUUCAGACAUAAAAUUUAAUUCCUUUUAUACACACAAAUGCAGAUAUCUGAAAGCAACAAUAGUAAUUUUCUGUAUAAAUACAUUCUUUUAUUUAUCCACAGCAUGAUAUUAAGUAUUAUCAGAACUUGGUUGUAGUUUGAACAACUUCUCAAUGAGUGUACAGUGGUUUGAAGAUAAACUGAGGAAUAAAAGAUGACAUUUUUUAUGCUACAGAAA
Limulus polyphemus (Atlantic horseshoe crab) is the source of this 1702-nucleotide messenger RNA. Its product is annotated as mucin-17-like. The coding region runs from base 24 to 1457 and encodes 477 amino acids. The transcript is spliced from 7 exons. The record is from RefSeq and is a predicted model, not a curated record. NCBI's taxonomy places the organism in Eukaryota, Metazoa, Arthropoda, Merostomata, Xiphosura, Limulidae.